Musca vetustissima is the source of this 936-nucleotide messenger RNA. Its product is annotated as peptidoglycan recognition protein-like. Lineage: Eukaryota; Metazoa; Arthropoda; Insecta; Diptera; Muscidae. The record is from RefSeq and is a predicted model, not a curated record. Bases 1 to 936 code for a protein of 311 amino acids. The transcript has 6 exons. Gene Ontology annotation, biological process: peptidoglycan catabolic process. Gene Ontology annotation, molecular function: zinc ion binding; N-acetylmuramoyl-L-alanine amidase activity.
AUGACAUCCUACUCUUCUCAAGAAACAUUAGCAUUGAGUUUAGAAAAUACAAAGAAAUGGCUGUUAAACGACCAUAGUGAUACGGAAUCAUUUAUAGAUUCUGUAGAUGAAUCCAGUGUUUGUGAAUCAGCAACUACCGAAGAUGACGAUGGAAAUUAUAGAAAUGUUUCCGAAUUGCUUGCAAGUGAAAAUAUAACAAAUUUGGAGAGAAUUUUUAGUCAGUUGCCAUCGCCUUCCUUUGGCGAUAUUAGCAUAAAUAACUCCUCAAAUGUGGUAGUGGGUAACAUUGUUAAGAUUAAAGGUGAUCUUAUAGUAAAACUUGAUCACAAUAGCGACUAUCAAAAAAGGGAGAAUAUAACAAAGCAAAACAGUGACACUGAAAAUAAAAAUAUAAUUUUAAAAUCCGUGACUAAUGAUACGACGAAUACGUCAGAUCUAAUAAUAACCCGGAACUGCUGGUCAACAAUAGAACCUGCAGAGGAGCAUCUUUACUUGGAAGAACCAACUGAAUUUGUUAUUAUAUGUCAUACUGCUUCGAAUAGCUCCAACGAUAAGCUGACAAAUAUCAAUAUUAUUCAAAGUAUACAGGCUUAUCACAUUGGCCUAGAAUAUGGCGAUAUAGGAUAUAACUUUUUAAUUGGAUGCGAUGGAAAUGUAUACGAAGGCCGAGGUUGGGGUAUUGUCGGUGCCCAUACAUAUCGUCAUAACAAAAAAUCGAUUGGUAUAGCAUUUAUUGGAAAUUUUAUGCUUAAAUUACCGACUGAAAAGGCAUUGGAGGCAUGUAAGAAAUUGCUACAAAUAGGUGUUGAUGGCGGUCAUCUGGCUAAGGAUUUUAAAUUAAUGGGCCACAAACAGUGUAUUUGUUCCGAAAGUCCAGGAAAGAAAUUAUUUGAUGAAAUUAAAACAUGGGAACAUUUCUAUGAUAUAAGUAAUUAG